AUGAUACCCUACUCUGAUGACAUUUGUCAUACGAUGGACGACAGAUUAGCUAGUUUUCACCGAAAUCGCUGGAGAUUGUCUUUAAAACAGCAUCAACAAGAAUGCUCCAGUAAAUCCAACCGACAGCUGAUCAAGAGCAAUCUGACGUCGUCUUCUGGUGACUCUGACUGGAAACCAAGAAAUGUUGACAGUUCUGGACCUCAUACCUGCCGAAUUGACCCUUGUGCAGGUUGCUUCCUACAGCCUCGGCACAGGUGCAAUGUCCAAUUGUUCCCAUGCCACGACGCAGCCGUGACGACACGUCAACCGAGUUCCAGCUCCCGAGCAAACAAGCACCCUCGCAACGGCCACUUCAGCAAUCCGAUGAUUUCGUGUCAAAGACAAGCCCUCCUUUCAAGACACGAGCGUGAGUUGCGACCUUGUCUCCUCGUUCACGUCCGAGGAGAAGACGGCCAACGGGGUCUAGGCUCAUGUGUCCACGUGGCAGGUCGGAGGCUGGACAUGGCCCAUACACGAAUUUGUUAG
Molecule: messenger RNA, 525 nt
Organism: Protopolystoma xenopodis
Lineage: Eukaryota; Metazoa; Platyhelminthes; Monogenea; Polystomatidea; Polystomatidae
Source: the annotation of a GenBank genome assembly